CAAGGCUAUGGCAACCAGGAGAAGCCAAAGUUGGUGGACCCUCUGGAAGCGCGGAGGGGUCGCGAGCUCGUGGUCAGACCCGGCGCGGCGCUCAUGGCGCUCUACGAGCUCUUCUCUCACCCGGUGGAGCGGGGCUACCGCGCGGGGCUCUGCUCCAAGGCGGCGCUGUUCCUGCUGCUGGCCGCCGCGCUCACGUACGUCCCGCCGCUGCUGGUGGCCUUCCGGAGCCACGGGUUUUGGCUGAAGCGGAGCAGCUACGAGGAACAGCCGACCGUGCGCUUCCAGCACCAGGUGCUGCUCGUGGCCCUGCUGGGCCCCGAGCGCGGGGGCUUCCUCGCCUGGAGCACGUUCCCCGCCUUCAACCGGCUGCAGGGGGAUCACCUGCGCGUCCCGCUCGUUUCGACUAGAGAAGAAGACAGGAACCAGGAUGGGAAAAUGGACUUGUUACAUUUUAAACUGGAGCUUCCCCUGCAGUCCACCGAGCAUGUUCUUGGUGUGCAGCUCAUCUUGACGUUCUCCUACCAACUGCACAGGAUGUCGACAUUCGUGAUGCAGACUAUGGCAUUUCUCCAGUCAUCCUUCGCUGUUCCAGGGUCCCAGUUAUACGUGAACGGAGACCUGAGGCUGCAGCAGAAGCAGCCCCUAAGCUAUGGUGGCUUAGAUGUUCGGUACAAUGUAUCUGUAAUCAACGGGACCAGCCCUUUUGCCCGUGACUACGACCUCACCCACAUUGUUGCUGCCUAUCAGGAAAGGAAUGACUUGGAUUUCAGGAGAAAACUACAGUCAGUUCAGACAGCUUGGAAAGAGUCCCAUCUCUGGUCAAGCAAAGACUUUUCAUCUCUUGAACUGAGAAACAUGCUAUGCAUUUCUUCCCCCUAUUGUAAACCAGGUUUUACUCUUUGCACGGCUCUCUGGUGAUAGAUAUGCAAAUCAUCAGCACUUUCCACUCCUGGGCAUCUAAAUUUCCCAUUCAGAACUGAUUUCCAGAACUGAGAGGCCUUUAACUGGAGAUCUGGAGAGAGAGAAAGGGCGUGCUCCAGAGCACGUGUGCACGUGCGGGAGGGUGGGCGACUUGAGGACACUAGGACCGUCCGUCCACCUGCCCUGGGUCUAACAGACAGUCGUCUGUGGGCAGCCCAGCUGAACAGCCCUUUAUCCCUGCCCUGCUGCGGCUGGCUCUUUGCCCGCCGUCUGUGCCCCUGGAACAGCAGGCUGCAGUCAGAAGUGCUUCCCCAUUCACAAGCCCCUCAGCCACAGCGGGGGAAGCAAGGAGUGUAACAACAGGUUCUUUCUCUCUGGCCCGUACCCAACAGCCUGGACACUUGCCACUCCUUCUCCUUGACAGCCCUCCCCCUUCUUGAAAAGGACAUGGGUGACAGAGGAGCUGUUGUUGGUAUUGGCUCCCACUGCCUGACAACCACAGAGUUUACUUGGAGGGCUAGCGGGAAGCCCAGAUACUUGUAUUUCCCUUGCCUAAGGAACAGGGUGCCCAGCAGAGCGGGCCGCUUUGGGGAGGAGACACAAGGAGCAGGGAGGGGAUAAAGAGGAUGCUAGCCAGGGCAGCCCAAUCCGGGCCUGGCCAUUAGCAGAAUGAUACGCAAGUCCAGCCAGAUUACCCUUACGACCAAGUGAGUGUCUGCAGAAGAGACCACUGGAAGGGCCUCUGUCGCACGUGGAAUACUGAUUCUCUAUCCUUGCCCUAAGGACAGCUGGACCUGCAUUAUGAUCCUGAGAUAUCAUUGGCACUGGAAGAACACUGUGUGAUCCAUGCUUCAUGCCCAUCCACACACACACUCCUGAGUACGUGCCUCAGUUUACCCUGGAGACUCAGUUUUUAUUUCGAAAGCACCUUUUCUUUCAGGCUGACCAAAAUAAGAGUUUUGGAAACAAAGCUGUUUUGAAGUAUUCAAGCACAAAACUAUCCUAACACUGGCCCCUCUGUUUUUUCUUUUAAUAUUUUGGGCUGUUUAUAUGUCUACGGUUUUUGUUUUUUGUUUUUUUUUGAGAUUUAAAUACAAAAUUGUCUCUGGAUUGAGGUAGAGAUAUGGAAAGCAUAGCUGAAUAUGUGUGUAAACAUGGCUUUACAUUUUAUUAAAUUAUUUUCAUGCAAAAUGUAUAUAAAGAAACAUGAUGUUUUGUAACUUUAUAAUUAAAAUGUUCAAACUGGAAGGUUGCAUGUGGCUCUUUAGAGGGACAGUAUUUGGAAAGGGGAGGAUGGGGAGGGCAGAGGUUGUGCACACUUCUUCGGGUUACUCACUACCAGCCUUGCUUUGCCAGGGAUCUGCCCAAAGACCUUGGAGCUUUUGUUAGCUCUUUGGCAAAAAUCUUCUGGCCCUGCCCCAAGUAAAUGUGAGUUUUUGGUGGAAUCCACAUAGCAUGUGGAAACCACAGGCUGGAAAAUUACAACUGCGUCUGGUGAAUAUCAAAUUAUUUACGGAUCGGAUGUUGGUAGCUUCUGAACCUGAAUCACACCGUAUGGUUGCAAGAGGGGGAAAAGGUGGGAAAUAUACAGGAUUUUAUCAACUGGGCUGCAACCCAUAGCUAUGUCAGGGUUUGAGACAAUUAAUGUUUGGCAGGGGAGAGUUCCUUAUUUUGCCAAAUGAUUAUCCAGUUUCUGUUUGAAUCAGGUGAGAGCCCCGAUUAAGAUUAAUAAAGCAAUGAAUAAAGCCUUCUUCUUCCUCUUCACAUUCAUGGUUUGUAAAAGAAGUUUUGUUUCUUUGUGACGACAUGAGUUCUAAAUAUCUAUUGGGGGAAUGUGUAAUUACAGAAACCUAAAGAAAAUAAGUUAUCUGUAAAUUGCUCCCUAGAAGUUAUCACUGUUAGCAUUCUGAUACACAUCUUUUUAAUCUUUUAUUUCUAAUUUUUUUUGCUAUCAUAA
This is a messenger RNA of Hippopotamus amphibius kiboko, 2878 nucleotides long. It is a transcript of the gene TMEM231, whose product is annotated as transmembrane protein 231. Bases 94 to 918 code for a protein of 274 amino acids. Gene Ontology annotation, biological process: regulation of protein localization; cilium assembly. Gene Ontology annotation, cellular component: ciliary membrane; ciliary transition zone. The transcript has 6 exons. Lineage: Eukaryota; Metazoa; Chordata; Mammalia; Artiodactyla; Hippopotamidae. The record is from RefSeq and is a predicted model, not a curated record.